This is a messenger RNA of Racocetra persica, 828 nucleotides long. The record is from the annotation of a GenBank genome assembly. Lineage: Eukaryota; Fungi; Glomeromycota; Glomeromycetes; Diversisporales; Gigasporaceae.
AUGUCUUAUUCGGACGAUCGUAAAGAAGAUAGUAAAAGAUGGAGCGGCAAUGGUAGUAGUGGUAGUAGUGCUGACAAAUUUUCCGCAAGACUUUAUGUAGGACGUCUUUCUAGAUCCGUUACGGAACGUGACAUCGACGAGGCUUUUGGAAAGUAUGGAAGAAUUCGCGAAGUUGAUGAGAACGAUGAUGCAGCAGUCGGCAGAGAGAGGCGUAACACGGGGCUGCGACAUGUUGUUUUCUGUUUUGGUGCAGUUCGAGAAAAAAAGACGGCAAGAGGAGUCGAUGGUGUCAACGGUGUAUCGCCGACGCAGCAGACUCAAGUUUUAACACAGUAUCAAUUCAGGGCGUUGGACGGUGGUCGCAUUCAAGGAAAUGAUGAUAGAAUAUUAGUGGAAUUUGCAAGAGGUAGUACUUGGCGUGGAGCUCGUGAAAGUCGUCAUGGAAGUGGUCGUAGUUAUGAUGGGCGACCACCAGAAAGAUGUUUUAAUUGUGGGCAAAUCGGUGCGUAUUGGCAAUUAAUUUUCUUACGUCUCAAAAUUGAAUUUGAUUUAUUAUUAACGUCAAAUGCUGUACUUUUUAUGAAAGAUACGGGUCUAGUGGCUACCGUGGAAGAUCCUACUCACCAUAUCGUCGUUCUCGUUCCCGUUCUUCCCGCCGUUCCCGUUCUCCCCGUCGUUCCCGUUCCCCCCGCCGUUCCCGUUCCCCCCGCCGUUCCCGUUCUCCCCGCCGUUCCCGUUCUCCCCGCCGUUCUCGUUCACGCUCACCAUAUCGUUCUUCUGACCGCAAGGAUCGAGAUAGGGAUCGAGAUAACAGAAAGGACAAAGAAC